Molecule: messenger RNA, 246 nt
Organism: Morchella sextelata
Lineage: Eukaryota; Fungi; Ascomycota; Pezizomycetes; Pezizales; Morchellaceae
Exons: 8
Coding region: 1-246 (81 amino acids)
Source: RefSeq, a predicted model, not a curated record
AUGGGGUUGAUUGCCAGUGCAGGUCUCGGAAUAACUGGAGCUCGAAAUGUACUAGGCUACAAUAAUACUCGACUUAUGAUUGGUUUAAAACAUGAGAAAUAUUAUCUUGUGGAGUCGCAGUCAAAAAUUUCGGACGAUAAUCGUAAUAGGCAUGCAUACGUACAUACAUACAUCAUGAACUAUCAUUCGCUCAUGCGUUCUGCUACAUGUGAAGACGACGUAGUACAUACUCGUGUCACCAUUUGA